AUAUUGGCUCUGAGUGUGUAAACCUGAAAAAUGAGCAUAUUUGGAUCAAAUAAUUCGUUUGGCAAUACAGCCUCCCCGAAUGCUAAUGCGAUGAAAGAUAUUGAGGUGGCGUCUCCUCCUGAUGACAGUGUUAGCUGUCUUAAGUUCAGCCCUGGAACCAUGACCCAGACUUUCCUGGUAGCGGGAAGCUGGGAUAACAACAUUCGGUGUUGGGAGGUACAACAGACAGGUCAGACAGUCCCUAAAGCUCAGCAAACACACCAGGGACCAAUCCUUGACUGUGACUGGAGUGAUGAUGGGACCAAAGUUUUCACAGCCUCGUGUGACAAGACAGCUAAAAUGUGGGAUUUAAAUAGUAACCAGGCCAUACAGAUUGCACAACAUGAUGCCCCAAUCAAGACUAUUCAUCACAUCAAGGCACCCAACUACAGCUGUGUAAUGACAGGAAGCUGGGACAAGACACUUAAGUUUUGGGACACUCGACAGCCUACUCCCAUCGAUUCCAUACAGCUGCCAGAGAGGUGCUACUGUGCUGAUGUUAAAUACCCAAUGGCUGUAGUGGGAACUGCUGAGAGAAGGCUUAUUGUUUACCAGCUAGAGAACAGACCACAGGAAUUCAGUCGCAUUGAGUCACCCCUCAAAUUCCAGCAUCGUUGCUUAAGUAUUUUUGCGGAUAAGAAAACAAAUGCUCCAACAGGCUUUGCCUUGGGGAGUAUUGAAGGAAGAGUAGCAAUUCAUUACAUCAACCCGACCAGUCCGAAGGAUAACUUCACGUUUAAAUGUCACCGUUCCAAUGGUACCACCAACGGCAUGCAGGACAUUUACACGGUAAAUGACAUUUCUUUUCAUCCUACCCAUGGAACCCUAGCAACCGUUGGCUCAGAUUGUCGAUUCAGUUUCUGGGACAAAGAUGCUCGCACAAAACUCAAGACGUCAGAGCAGUUUGAUCAACCAUUAACAGCCUGUAACUUCAAUGCACAGGGGAACGUGUUUGCCUACGCAACAAGUUAUGACUGGUCCAAGGGCCAUGAGGGAUUUGACCCUCAGAAGAAACCUCACAUCUUUCUGCGACCUGGAUUUGAUGACCUCAAGCCAAGCAUGAAGAAGACAUAAGCAGUCUUUGAUGCAAAAAUUGACAUUUUGAUAAGGAUUUCAUCUUCCAACUUUACAAAAUGUUGGGUUGACAUUUGAAUGAACUAGGAUUUGUGUAUAUGAAAUACAGAUUUGCUUGUUAAUCAUGAUACAGUGAGCACCUGUUCUGCAUUAUUUGUGUAGAAAGUUCUCAACCUUAUACACAGUAACUGUGAAAAUACAUUACCUAUCUUGGAAGACAUUUUGUUUGUACAAUAGCUGCUUGAUAUCUGAUUUUUUGAUACUUCAAUGUAUGAUACCGUUUACAACCAUUAUUAGAUUCAGAGAUUCACUUGUUAUGUGAUGUUAAACUGUAUUGUAAAUCUCUGUAAAUACUUCUUCACUGACAUCACAACCGUUACCCUCCACAUCUUCGUUACAAAGCAGUCUUAUUGUCACAAAAAUUUAAACCAUCCUAUUCAAUUUAUCAACUUGUGAAGAUCUAUUGGUUGAAGUGACUUCAAUGAAUCAGUUUUUUUGUUCAAAAACUUUAUUUCAUCAUUAAUAAUGCCUUAACAAGCAUUAAUUUGCCAUAAACAACCCCCAUCCUUGUAAAUUACCAGCACAGGUUUUUCUCAUUCUAAAGCAAACCAUGAUACCACAGAGAAUUACUGGUUAAAAAUUGGGGGUGUAUUUUAUAAUUUUUUCUGUUUAAAUUUUUUUUUUUUUUGUUGAUUUCAAUCAUGGAGUUAACACUGAAUCACAAAUGUUUUUGUUUUUUUCAAAGCAACUUGUACACAUUUCAGCAAUGUAAAUAUAACACAGGAUACUUUAUAAUAUCCAUUGUUUUAAUUAAACAUUGUGACUCAAUUA
Molecule: messenger RNA, 1944 nt
Organism: Ylistrum balloti
Lineage: Eukaryota; Metazoa; Mollusca; Bivalvia; Pectinida; Pectinidae
Product: mRNA export factor-like
Exons: 10
Coding region: 31-1113 (360 amino acids)
Biological process (GO): RNA export from nucleus; transcription-dependent tethering of RNA polymerase II gene DNA at nuclear periphery
Cellular component (GO): nuclear pore
Molecular function (GO): RNA binding; ubiquitin binding
Source: RefSeq, a predicted model, not a curated record